Molecule: messenger RNA, 993 nt
Organism: Aspergillus sclerotioniger CBS 115572
Lineage: Eukaryota; Fungi; Ascomycota; Eurotiomycetes; Eurotiales; Aspergillaceae
Product: NAD(P)-binding protein
Exons: 2
Coding region: 1-993 (330 amino acids)
Source: RefSeq, a predicted model, not a curated record
AUGAUCACCUUGACCCAACCCAAAAUCUCCCCCUUGCCCAACAACAUCAACCUAACCGGCAAAACCGCCAUCAUCACCGGCGCCAGCGCCGGCAUAGGGCUAGAACUAACGAAACAACUCCUCCAACUCCGCAUCUCAACCAUCAUUCUCGCCGUCCGAAACAUCACCAAAGGCGAGGCCUGUGUUCAAUCCCUCCGUCAAGACCCCAUCAUCAAAACCCACAACCCCAAUGCUGUCAUCAAGGUCCUGGAACUCGACAUGGAUCGAUAUGAUAGCGUGCAGGGGUUCGCGAAACAAGCCCAAGGCCAGAUUCCAUCGGUCGAUUUCCUCAUCCUGAACGCCGGGACGGGUCUCAUCACCCUGGAACGCAGUCCAAGCGGUCAUGAGCGAACUGUUCAGGUGAACUAUUACUCCAAUGUGUUGCUGAUUGCGGAACUCUUGCCAUUGCUUCAUGCUGGUGCGGAGAAGAAUAGUGUUCCGGGAAGGAUUACGUGGGUGGGUAGUCGGAGGCAUUUGGUCUCCAGUUUGGAGAAGAAGGCUUUCAUGGUGACGGAGGAUAGCGUGUUGGAGUAUGUGGAUAGUGAGGAGGGGUUUAUUCCGUUCUCGCGGUACGGGGACUCGAAGCUGCUUUGUGUGUUGUUUAUGUAUGCGUUGGCGGAGAAGUUGGAUUCGAACAAGGUGGUGAUUAAUAUGAUGUGUCCUGGGAUGGUGAAUACGGGGAUGAGUGAUGUGCUGCCGUUGUAUAUACGGUUUUUUUUUAACGUGUUGAAGGCGAUUAAGGCGAGGAGUGUGAAGACAGCAGGGUGGAUUGUUUUGCAUAGUGCGCUUGUUGCGGGGCCGGAGUCGCAUGGCAGGUUCUUGAACGACAAGACGGUUGCUGAGAAAGCACCUUAUAUUAUGUCGCCAGAGGGCCAGGAGGUUCAGAGAAAGGUGUGGGACGAGACGAUGGUGGAAAUGAGCAAGUUGACAACCCUUCCAGCGGAGUUUCGUUGA